AUGGACAUGAUCUAUUUAGAUUUCUCCAAAGCUUUCGAUUCAGUACUUCACGAUAAACUUAUUUUUAAACUCUGCCAAUUUGGUAUUACUGGGCCGCUCUUAGACUGGUUUUCUGACUCUCUGUCUGGGCGUAAACAGCGCGUGGUAGUUAACGGUUUCUCGUCAAGUUACCUCGAUGUAACAUCUGGUGUUCCUCAAGGCAGUAUUGUUGGCCCAUUGCUUUUCUUGAUCUGCGUUAACGACCUUCCUGAUGCAGCAAAACACAGCAAAGUACCAAUGUUUGCCAACUACAGUAAAUGCUAUAAAAUCAUAAACAAUCCACACGACUUCUCCAAUCAGAUCUUCAAGCCCUGUAUCUUUGGUCUUCUACUUCGAAGUUAAAGUUCAACUUGAAGAAAUGUUCUGGAAUAAGAUUUUCGCGGAAACGCCGUAUUGAGUCUCCCGAUUACUUUUUAUGCUCCAGUCAGAUCCCUUUUCAAUCAACUCAAAAGGAUCUUGGUAUCGCCUCAUAUUUCCAACAUUGUUUCCAAAGCAAACCGCAUGCUUGAAUUUCUACGACGUAUCUGCACAUAUUUAACUGAUAUAAAUUGUCGACGAUCUCUCUAUUUGACACUUGUUCGUACACACGUGUGUUAAUUAUGGCAGUGAAAUUUGGGCACCCCAAACAGCAUCUAGGGACCUUCUUUGUCUUGAAAGUGCCCAAAGACGAGCGACCAAGUAUAUCCUUCAAGACUUCACCUCAUCUUACUCCAACCGUUUAAAGAAACUUAACCUACUGCCUAUUUCAUACUGGUUCGAAAUAAAAGAUAUUACGUUUUUCUAUAAAUGCAAAGCUGGUUAUUAUGACUUAACACUUGAAGACUAUAUUCUAGACAAUUGUACUAAUCAUCACACUCGCUUUAGCUCUACUGAUUCAUACCGACCAAACCGUUGCAGAACAUCUUCUUUCCGAAACCUAUUUUUCAAUAGGAUAGUGCCACUAUGGAACAGCCUGCCAGGAGAAAUAAAAUUCUCUCUCUCUAUUCAGUCACUGAAACUUAAACUCUAUAAUCACUACACUCAAGAAGUUAAUGCAUGUUUUGAUGUUAAUAGGCCAAGGACUUGGAAAACGUUUUGCUCUAAAUGUCGUUCUUGUUUUAUGUCUUGUUCGUAGAAGUGCAUGUUCUGAGUUUUUGUACGAAUGUAAUUAUGUGUAAUACCGUAAAUAUGUAACUAGCUAUGUAUUUUGUUAAUUUUAUAACUGUUUAUAGUAUAGUAUAGCAUAGUAUAGCGUAGUAUUUUCAUGUAUGGCAGGACUUAAUUUUGGACUUUAUUAUAGUCCUGUUGUCUGUGCCUUCAAUUUCUUAUUGUAAAACUAAUAAAAAAUUUUAAAAAAGAAAUAAUGACCUAAUAAUCGCCCUUAACUAAUCAGCCCUUCCAAUACAAAAUUGCUUCCUACGGUUGUGUCUACUGAUUAUUCAGUGUGCCUGGGGGUUAACCGUGGCUUGCUUGCCAGGAUUCCUCCUUAUUUUGCCGUUGCUCAUUUUGCAUUUGCUCAUUUCGUGCACAAUUUAUGUGUUGUUUUUUGCUCAUAUGGCAUGUACCCCAUCCUUACAGUGUUGACAAAUUAGGGACUUCGUCACGGCCUGUGGAGGAGGUAGAACUUGCAUGUUAUAUUCUUCUCUUUUCAAAAUGUAAAUUUCCUUCAAAUUGCCGUAAAGCAAUUUUCGUCUCUAAUUAACAUGCGCCGAUAAUAUCGGUAUAAUUUUUCCAGGUAUAUUGAUACCGUAAAUUUCUCAUACCGAACAUCCCUACGGCAGAGCCAUAUUAAGUUAAAAAGUAACAUUUCCAUUGUAGAAUAUGCUGAACAAACACGAAGAUCUGAGACAAAAAAUUGUCAACGUCCAAGAUGAUGGUCAGAAUUCCGAAUCCUCAGUCGAAUAUGAUAUGUCCGGCAUAAUUCGAAAUGAAAGAGCUGAGGAACUUGUUACUGAUGUGGCGGAAAGGUUUGAAAUCAAAACAGGUUCGCUGAAAACGAGGGGAGUCCGCAAUAACAGUAUGCGUACAACAGAGAGCAAAUCGCUCGACAACUUGUUGCAAAAUCGACGCCCGGAAACUGACAGUAAAAUUAUACGUCGGUUUGGCUCAAGCAAGUUCUAUGUGAAGAAAGCUAAAGCGAAACAGAUUUUCGACACAGGUUUGCACUGGAAAUUUUUUUCAAAAUGCUUACUAUGCCUAUAUGAAAUCAUGUAUUUUCGUUGAAAAUUCAAUUGACGUACACUAAUUGCAAUUUAUAUAGUAUGGAAUAAUAUGGGUAUGUUAUGGAUUUAGUGAUACAAUUGCAAAUUCCAUGCAUAUAGACUAUAUAGGGUAUAUAAAAAAGGUAGACAAUUUUGGUAAAUAUAGAUUGUUUAGGUACCUAUAAUGUGGAAUAAACAAAAAAUUUUCGUAAAGAUAAAUUUUCCAAAGCACGGGGGGUAUCAUCUUUAAGGUCUAAUUCCACGACGAGCGAAGUGCGAAAAAUUUCGCGCGAAAACACACUUGUGCGAAAAUUUUCUCUCGUUCGUAAUGAUUUCCACAGUAAAGAAAAAAUUCGCCAAAACAUAAGCAUUUGCUUGGUUUCGCUAUUUUGUCAUCCAAAACACAAGCAUUUGGUUGGCUUACUAUUUCCAUUUCGCAACGGAGUAGAAACGAAUUCAACUACCCGGCGAAGAGAAAUAUUUCGCAGAGAAACAUUCCAAAAUCAUGUUGCGCAUGCGUUCAACCUUUUCGCACGAAAUGUUUCGCAUUUCGCUCGUCGUAGAGUUAGGCCUUUAAGGUCCAGACACACCGGAUGCGAUUUGACAACGCGACGCGAUUUUUUAGUUUUUGAAAGUUAAUAAAACUGCCAAUGAGAGCAAAUUUUAAAAGAUAUGUAGACCAAAUAACUCGAAAUGUUAUAUAGCGCUUCUAAAUAUUUGGAAAAUUUAAACUAGGAUCAAAGUUAUCGGUCAGUGAAAAUAGAAAAAUCGCGCCGCGUUGUCGAAUUGGGUUCGGUGUGUCUGGACCUUUAGCAGCAUUAAAAAUACCUUGCGCGCGAAAUUUAAAAGUUUAAAACGCAUUUUGAGUUCAUGGGCGAAAUAAUUGUUGUGUUUUAUCAAUGGUCCAAAUAUCAGAAAAAUUACUCUACACUAAACUGUUAUUGCAAAAAAAGUAAAAUAGCGGUAUGCAAAUUAGGUAAAUGCGUGAAUUAAGCUGUGAUAGGCAUUGGUGCCAAAAAAUGAAAGUUUCAUCAACCACUUAAAGGACUUAAAAUUGAGUAAAUUCUCUGAUAUUUAGACCAUUAAUAAAGCGCAUAACAAAUUUCUCGCCCUGCAUGAACUCGAAAUGCGUUUAAACUUUAAAAUGAUUUCAGACGAAAAUUUUGAGUGAUGAUUUUUAUAUGUACAUGUAUAGAUCUGUCCUGGAGCAGUUUGUCAGUGGAGCAUCGGGAUUUCCGUCUUUUAACAUUUAGUCCUAUCGAACAAAAUGCCUAAAGCCGGUUUUCCAAUUCAAUCGUAGCGAAGCGUAGCGUAUUUCUUUAUUUCCUGACCACUAGAGUGGAAUUAAUGACUUCGACACAAAAGAAAAUGCUACGGUACGGUACGGUACGGUACGGUUGAAGUGGAAAACAGGCUUAAAGUCUUGACUAUUUACUCAUAGAGAAUUAGGAAUGUCGAACGUGGUGUUUUCACGCCUCUAGUUCUAUCAACGACCGGCGGCAUGGGAAGGGAGGCUGAAACGUUUUAUAAAUGCCUUGCGGAUAUGAUAUCCAAUAAGAGACAACAAAAAUAUUCCGCGACCAUAGGUUGACUACGAUGUAGAAUGUCGUUUGCAUCGUUAAGAUCUUCAAUAAUGUGCAUUCGUGGAAGUAGAUCUUCAAUACAUCGGCCCAUAUUCGGGGAUUCCAACAUCUCCCUGGCAACUUCCGAGGCACGGAUCCCUCGGCCUCGUGAAUAACUUGAUUGAGGACUUACGUACUGCCAUUAAUAAAACAAUUAAUAAAUAUAUUUUUAAAAAUAAUAAUAAUAAUGUAUAACGCAUGCUUGAAAUGAUACGUAUUAAUAAAUCUAUUGUUCUAUUUAAAAAAAACACUAUUUACUCAUACUGUACCUUAGUUGGUAGCCUGCAUGGCAUCACCUUAGGCUUAGUACAUAUACAAGAACAUAUGGGAAUGAUUCUGCAGCGAAGUUGUGAGAGUGCUGCAUCCGUUGUAAAUUUUCCUUAAAAAAUCGUUUUUGUUUUUUUCCCCACAACAGCAUUGGCUGAGUUUCGAGAAGAGAAAGCUGGCGUGACAAAUGUGAUGAGAAAAUCUCAAAUGUUCAAUGGUUUAUGUGAUUAUCUUGAUAACAAAGGUUAGAUAUUGUUUAUACUGUGUUAACUAAAAAGACAAUUUCAAAUGAUAUUGAAAAACUUCAUUUAAGAUUUUGCAAUCGAAUUCUGCAUGGGGGUACACUCAAAAUCGACAAAUUUAGCCGUUUGUGUUGAACUAGGGAGAAUGCCUCUAAUAGGCAAUUCCAGCAUUUAGUUUAUGCAUGCAGGGGGUGAUACCUUACUUCCCAUCAUCCCCUGCACGCAUAAACUAAAAGCUGGAAUUGCCUAUUAUAAAAUUUCAAUUUCAGUCAAUAUCGUAGACUUAUAAUGGUUUGUACAAUUAGAGGCAUUCUCUCUAGUUCAGCACAAACGGCUAAAUUUGCCGAUUUUGAGUGUACCCACAGAAUUCGUUUGAAAAUUCAAUCUUAAAUCUAUUUUACCUAGUAAGUACGGACCCCAAAUUUCAUGAUUGUAUAGUAGAACAGGAGAUAUCACUACUGAAACUUUAGAAGUGCUUUCACAGGAAUAUUUAUUUGAAGACCUUUUUAAAUAAACCAUCAUGGUAUAAACUAGUCGUAUAGAGAUCUAUUAUGAGACAUUUUUUGAGCUUGUCUAAAAUUUCCAGUAUAAUGAAUAUUUAUGCCAAGAUAUGGAUAUUCGUCAAAUUGUUCUAAAAUAUUUUUUUAAUAACCAUGCAAUUUGAUGUUAAGUAUCUAUGCGCGUCUUUGGAAUGCUGUUUCAAAUAAUACGAUUUCUGAUUUCUUUAAAUUAAUGCUUAUUAUAGCUUCCACCUUUUGGUAUGUCAAUGUAAAUUUAAUAUGUUUUGUAUUCCGUCUACCAGUAUACUAGUAGCUCUGUUUGAAUAAAGUUUGUUUAACGCCUCUUACACAGGCUAUAACACAGCAUAAUUAAAUUUCAUGCAUACCUGCAUGUGUAAAACAGAACAAGUCUUCGAUCGUCCUGCAUGCAUGUACUCAACUAAACAAUCCCCCACUAUACAGUCGGGCAAAGUCUCUCUACGUUAAUAUGAUAGUAUGGUACUAUGAUAAUCUCCGAUGGGAUAUUUGUACCUACGCGAUUUGGGUAUAUGCCGAUUUGGUAUUUGUACUGACACCAUGCAGAUAUACUCAUGCUGAGGGUCUAGGUUAUCAGACUGCAGUAUUCGUUCCUCUCAAAUUUAAAAGUUAUUAAUUUGGAUUAUCUGACGGGUAGACAUAUACUCAACAGUUUAAAACAUUUAUGUAAAGAACUGCAAAUAAUACGGUCCCGAGUUAUUUGUCCAGUAAAACCCUUGACUGCAUGAAUCUCUGAAAAAAUGUUUUUUAUACAUAGAGGUGCAACCUUAUGGAAUAGCAUAUAUCCGUCGAAAUUACCAGGGCAGGGCUCAGUCAUUCGCUGAACUAAGUCACUCAUUACUUAGUUAACAUUUUUCUAGUAGUUUCUUAGUACUUGUUAUCGAUAUAAUUGAACACCGUAUAAUUAGUUUAGAUACUAUGAUCACACGUCUCCAUGGAAGAGUGCAUAUCUUUUUAUAUUAUGAAAUGGAUUUCGUGGUUAAAUAAAGAUCCCAAUCUAUCAAUUGAGGGAUAGAGAUGUGAUUCGGGUCGAGAUCAAAGAUAGAAGUAUAUUCGUGCGCAAAACAUGAUGGUAUAACCAUCAAGACAUGGUAUUUUUUAUUCUAUUUUCGGUACCAGUGCUGGGAAAUGUCCGGCCAGCGGCACCACUGCCAAGAAAUGUUUAACAAAAUAUCUUCGCAGGAAAUUUUUGUUAUCUUAUACACAGGAAUGCCACAAAAUUUACUUAUUGUUUGAAAAAGUCGAGAUGAUGCCAUCAUAGUCCACUCGUUCCUUGAAAUUUACAUAUGCACGACGUUUUAUAGUUGAUUUACACAGGGAAUUUUGGAAGAUAAAUGUAUUUUCUAGGCCUGUUUAGUACCGAAACAACAUUGCGAACUUCCAGCAAAGGAAUGGAGUUCUCGAAAAUCCUAAGGAAAUAUCAUAUAUAGAAGUGAAAAAAAAUGUGAUUUAGACUGGAAGUGGUAUCUUAUUUGUCCGAUUUUGUUCGUAAGAACGCUCAUUGUACAACUGAAAGUCGUAUUGAAAAAAGUAAUUCUUUCAACGUGCGUCAAUAAAUAUUUCCUAUUUGUUUUUUUAGGAAUAAAUUGGCGGGAGGAGAAAGAUAUACAAGUUACACCAAUUAUUUGCUGUGGUUUCUUAACUAAAAAAGGAAGUAAGCUGACAUCCACAAUAUUAUUCUCUAUUCGUAGUUAUCCAACCGUGCAUAUAGACAGGCAGUACUCCCAUGCACACGACUUAAGUCAGAAUUUAGAGAAAACGAUUCAGAACGUCUCAUAUAAUGAUAUCAACAUCGCAUGAUUACUAAUUAACACAGUAUGCAACUUGAUAUAGCCUAAUACACAUGUAUCAACACAACACUGCACGCUUUUGAUUUUCCAAAUUUUGUCACAAUCCAGUUAACAUGUAUCUUACAACAAUUUUUGAGGGACACAUGUUUACGGUCGGAUUAAACUAAAGCAAUCCCCAAAUACAUUAUAUUUUCACCACUCGACGUUUCGAAACUCCAGUCUAGUGUCUUCAUCAGGGAUAUCUUACGUCACAAAGUGUUGUCAGCGCCCAACAAGGUGAAAAUACUCCGUUUCAAACCACGACGAUUCACUAUUAUAUGUUUUUGUAGUGGUAAUAACAGGUCCGUUAUCACUUGUAGUCGAGUGAUUUGACACAAGUGGUGUACGAAAACCGGUUGUUCUUUCCUCUUAAACGUACCAAUUAGGUAUUAUGACCGAGUGUAUUUCCAGAACCAGACAUAGCACUACAGUGCAUGCGGUUGCCUGGAGCAUGCGCAUAACAAGUACACCACAAGUGCGACGACAAAUUAUUUUGGAAUACAGCUAAUUCAAUAAAGGUUCGUGUCCUGUGAAAACCUUCGACCUCUAAGCGCGAAUAGCACAUUGUGCGUGUUUUUUAUUAUGAAAUUGUAUAUGCAUGCAUGUCAGCUCAUUUAUGCUAAUCAAAUGAAUUGCAUUAAGUGUUUUUUCCGCCUUUGACUUGAUUAUAAGAAAGGUGUAUUAAAUUAGCUGUACAUACCAAGCAACCUCGUACCCAGAGUAUUUCCUCUUGGGGAGAAAAGACCCUGGUAGACACUGGUCAUGUGAUCUGCUAGAAUCUAGCAGAUUUCUAAUUAACUAUCUUGGAUUCCUUUAUGACAAUCGUACAAAAUGCAUCAAAUAUUUAUUGACCUCAUCUUGGAUUGCUAAUUAAAAAUCUGCUAGAUAUUAGCAGAUCACGCGACCAGGGUCUUUUCUCCCCAAGAGGAAAGACCCUGGGUACGAGGUUGCAUACCAAGGCUUAUGAUUGCUUACACACUAGCAAACUUACGUAGCGAAUAUAAAGCGAUGCCAAACUUCAUUUAGGCACCGCAAUACCUAACUUCAAAAACGUUAAGGGGGACCGCUUGGGGAAUCAGUAUGUUACAGCUCUCGCAAUUAGAUCUAUAGGACUCGUAAUUUUUAUUCUCUAUUUGUGUACCAGGAAGAGAAGAAGUACAUUUUCCGAGUAUAAAAUUCCAUAGCAUUUCUAGAAUCAUAAUCAAUAAAUUAAUGAAGAUCUAGAGAUUUCAUUCAGAGAUGAAUGAGUACAAAAAAAAAUAUAGUGAGCACCAAAAAUUCACACAACUUAUAUCUAAUGGUCCACUCCUUACCACAUAUAUCAUAGGGGGCCAAUUUUGCAUAUUUUUGUGUUAUUUGCAUCUCCAAAAACUCCUACUUUUGUCCUACAAAAUUUCUACACAUUUUCCUACUUUAUUCCUACUUUUUCUAAAAUUCUAGUCCUACUUUUAUCCUACUUUUCUACACAAGGAUGCCAGAAAGCCUGAAUUCCUUGUUACCGUGACACAUUCUUUGUGUUCAUUUAGAUGUUCGAAAGAACUGGUUGCCCCGUUGGUUUAAAUUAGAUCUACGAAAGAACUGCUUGGCUUAUUUUGAGAAUCGCGAGGUAAUGUUAAUUUCAAAUAAUAGGUAGCUUAAGUAAGCGACGUUUUUGUCAACGCAGACGUCACAUUGGGGACUGGCUUAAAAACUGUGUUUGUGCCAGUUUGUGAUAAUCUUAAUACAUGUGACAAAACCUAAGUUUUUAGAGUUUUUUGCUUCUUACACGAGGGCUACGAUGCAUAUAAUAAUGCCACCAAAAUUGGUUGCAGCAAUUUUCGGGUGACGUCAGUAUUGAGAAAAACUUCGUUUGCUUAUAAUGUCACUAAUAAUUUCACUAAUAAUGUUAAAGACAAAAUCUAUCCCCACAAACAGGUGGGAAAAUUGACUGAGCAUGCGCGAAAACUGCUCGGGUUUUCAGCGGACUUGGUUGAUUUCAAAAACAUAAACAACAUGAACGAAGCCUUCGAAAGACAAUUUAGCAGCGGCUGUUUAAGCCCACAAAUCACCACAAAAAUUGGAUUCACUGACAAAACAUGUUGCAGUAAUACUUUGAUUUCCUAUAUUGCCAUAUAUUUUACAAUGUAAACUAUUAAUAUCGAUUAUUUCAGUGCAAAACAAAACAGAGCAAAACAUUUUCUUGUAAAAUAUCGUCUGAUAGCUUGAAUAAAAUGUGAAAUUCAAACCAAAAAUACUAAAACUUCUUCAUUUUUUACAAAGUCAAGAAAUUUAAUACCAACUUAAAAAUGCUUUGAAAUUUAAUGUAAAACAGCGAUAUUUCGUUGGCAUAACCUGUAACAUGACAAAACUCGUGUUUACAGGAUUUUGAACGAGCGAAAGUUGUGUUUAAAAAUAAUAAAAAUUUGCGCUUCGAAAUGAGGGUCAUGGAAAAAUCUGAUUGCUAUGUUUAUAUCUUUUUCCAAUACUUUGAAAACCUAAAAUAAUAUUGUAGCAAAAUACGGAGCAAAAUGUUCAUUCUGAUGCUCAUUUUCUGAGUCGACUUUUUCGUAUAAAUCACACUUGCACAUGAAAGUUGCCAAAAUUCAGUACUUCAUUUUUUAGGCGAUUUUACAUUCUAUUAACAAAAACUAGAAAGAAAAGCACAUCUUCUGACCUAAUCACAUUUCAUUGGCACAACCUGUAUAUAUGAGAAAAUUAAGGUGAAAAACAAACAAUUUUAGCAAAAUACCUCACAUACUGAAAUUUGACGAUGAUCGUUGGCGCACAGUAUCACUCAAAAACCAAAUAUUUAUACUUUGUCCUGCAGGACAACAAACGCAUGUACUACAAAUUUCAAGUAAUAUUCCAUCAAUAUUAAGUUCAUACUCGAGGUUAUUUGCCAUAGAAAACACACAUAUUUUGCAAGAAACGUCAUUUUCGGCCAUGUUUCAGCGAAGAAUUCUUGACUGCUAAUUUCACGAUUGCGACAAGUAAUUGUAUUCUUGCAUGAUUAACGUUUAUUAACGUUUACAUCUGCUAGCUUUCUUUUGUUUUCUCUCUGCUGCAGUACGAGAAACAGCGUAGCGAAAUCUGUGUUUUUGUUGUUUUCACCUCCGUUUUCACAAUUUUUGCUGGCAAAAAGAAAGCGGCCGCCAUAACUUUGGUCAGCGACCACAAUUUUCCCACCUGUGCAUGUUUAUAGAUUCAUGUCUCACUAUUUAUAAUGCUAACCCUAAUCCCCACCCUAACCCUAAUCGCUAACCCUAUUAGCGAGACAUGAAUCUAUAUCCCCACCUGUUAUCCCCACAGCGUUUUGUUACAUGCUAGAAACAUGCGUCUCGCAGAAAUAGGUCACGUGAUCUCAAUCGUCUUUGUGAUGCAGGUAUGAAAUUUAUACCUUGUAAAAUGACUUGGGGAAUUUUUUAGUAAAAUGUCAGAGCUUUGGGCAAACUUUGGUGUUCAAAGCUUGCAUGAGAGAUUCAAAUUUUGACUACCGUUACCAUAAACCUAUCAGAUGCGUUUAAUCUACCCGAUAAACCAAUCCACUGCAUAAUACACAGUAUAAAAAAGUAUCGCCAUAUGGCCCAUAUUAAAGUGUUGUCAUGCAUGGAUGCACAUUACUGUCCGUUUCUUAUGAUUAUAUAUUGGUCUGCCGCACAUUCAAUUUAAUUAAACCGACAUGUCCAGGCAAGUGCAGCGAAUCUAAUCUUACUAAUGAAGCGGUUUUAGUUGAUUUUGGACUCGUAAUGCGCAGUCUUCAAAGAGUCAAUAUAGAGACAAUAUUCUACGAUACCAGAUAUACUAUAAUUUUAUUAAAAUAAUAAUUCCGUUAACAACGUGUAGUUGGAAAGCGUUUACUAUCUUCAUUUCUUCUCAACGCAGAAUUGA
Molecule: messenger RNA, 10582 nt
Organism: Paramuricea clavata
Lineage: Eukaryota; Metazoa; Cnidaria; Anthozoa; Malacalcyonacea; Plexauridae
Source: the annotation of a GenBank genome assembly